Molecule: messenger RNA, 2030 nt
Organism: Cryphonectria parasitica EP155
Lineage: Eukaryota; Fungi; Ascomycota; Sordariomycetes; Diaporthales; Cryphonectriaceae
Exons: 6
Coding region: 25-1200 (391 amino acids)
Biological process (GO): magnesium ion transport
Cellular component (GO): membrane
Molecular function (GO): magnesium ion transmembrane transporter activity
Source: RefSeq, a predicted model, not a curated record
AGAUACAUCGGCCUGGGACUGGCCAUGACGUCCAGUUUAGCCAUCGGCACGAGUUUCGUCAUAACGAAAAAGGGUCUCAACCAAGCGGAAGAGAGGCACGGUUUUGAAGGCGAUGGCUUCAUAUACCUACGAAACCCGAUGUGGUGGGCCGGUAUAUCCACACUGGUCAUCGGCGAGAUAUGUAACUUCGCAGCAUACGCCUUCGCACCAGCCAUCCUUGUUACACCACUGGGUGCACUGUCUGUUUUGAUAGGCGCAGUACUGGGAUCAUACUUCCUCAACGAGGAGCUGGGGAUACUAGGAAAGCUGGGGAGCGCUAUCUGCCUCAUCGGUGCCGUCAUUAUUGUCCUUCAUGCUCCGCCAGAUGAGGAUAUCGAGACCAUCGAGACGAUCCUCUCGUAUGCGCUGAAGCCUGGUUUCCUGAUCUACGCAAUAUCGGUGACGGCCUUUUCCGUAUUCAUGAUCUACAAGAUCUCGCCCGUCUAUGGAAAGCAGAACCCGCUUGUCUACCUCAGCAUCUGCUCCCUGGUGGGAUCAGUCUCAGUCAUGGCCAUCAAGGCUUUUGGUAUCGCCCUGAAGUUGACAUUUGCCGGUCACAACCAGUUCACACAUGCCUCGACAUAUGUGUUCAUGAUCAUUACCGCAGUGUGCAUCCUGACGCAGAUGAACUACUUCAACAAGGCACUCAGCCAAUUCCCAACCAAUAUCGUCAACCCCCUCUACUACGUCACCUUCACGACGGCAACCCUGUGUGCGUCUUUCAUCCUCUUUAACGGCUUCAACACCUCGGACCCUGUCAACACGCUCUCGCUCCUGUGCGGUUUCCUCGUCACCUUCACGGGUGUGUACCUUCUGAACCUCUCGCGUCGCGACCCGAAUGGCUUUAAGAUGAUCUCGGGGCGGGGCGGCAACGAUGCCAUCGGCACGGAUAUGGUCUCGCAGAUCCAGACGCGCAUGAGCAUGGAGGCGCGGCGCAGCUUCGGGACGCGGGGAAGCACCGACCGCGAGGGCCAAGGCCUGAUUCGGGCGUACGACGAGGAGGCGGCUGCCGAGUUCGGGCUCACAGACCUCACGGAGGACAGCGAUGACGAGGGCAGCAGCGGCCGGAUGCCGCAUCAGAACGGCUCGGCCGAGCCCAACGGCAAUGGCAAGACGAAGACGUCGGCCGAGAUGCAAGCGCCUAAGUCAGGGGAGAGAUAACGUCUGUUCGUGCGCCUGUCUUGUUGCGCGUUUUGUUGCGCGUCUGUGUAAAAAAAAAAAAAAAAAAACAUUAAAUGAAAAGAAAAAGAAAGGCAAGAGGCUACGAUGUGUAUGACGGGCCUUCAUGGAUAUGAGGCUGGGAUUUGUUUUGGGACUGGUUGACAUCUUUGGGGGUUGUUAGAACGGAGUCCGGGUCGGCAGGCAGGCAUUCUCCGGGUCGUUUCUGGCUGCAUCCCCUCCCCCCCCCCCCCAACCUUAUUUGUGCCGAAUUCUCCGACCUGUAUAUUUCACUUGCAUUUGCUUCAAGCGUGGCCGUCUGAGGGUAUUCUACCAGGUGCCCGUUGUUGUGACGAAGGGUUCGAAGAAACAAAUCAUCAUCAGCCUUUGGCCAAGCAGAUUUGUGCCAAUGGAAUAAAUGGUUGCCAAGAUGCGCGCAUACACACACACACACAGGCACACCCAGUCAACAGGAGACAGCAACGGGGCCGGUGGGUAUGAUUGCGACGAAAAGAGCGAGAAUCGACAGUUCUCUUGGGGCUAUCAACAGAGGACACAUACAGGCUUUCCCCCAAAGUAUCUUUGGCGCCGUCACGUGUCGUAUGGACUGUGUAAUAGGUAUGGGUUAAGAUAUCAUGGGCACAGGAGGCCCGCCGGUCCCUUUCAAGUUGGGAGUCGGAGUCUGGGAGACGGGCGGUCGGCGAAAAUGGCAUCAGCGAGGGCCUGUUCAUGACGCCCGCAUCAGUUCAUAAGAAUUUUUAUACGAAGAAUAUGUGCUGCUGCAUCUAAGUUGAGACUACUUUACUUAGACCAAGCUGGACUUUUGGCAUCCC